CUAGCCGAUAUCGGUAGCUAUUGAUUUUUGUAUUUUUGCGGGGAUUUUUAAUUUUUAAAAUAUUUCAUGCUUUUGUUUUUUAUUGUGCGACACUGCACAGUGCACACUCGAUUUCGAAAUGUUUGUUCGUCUGCUCACUGCUCCUAUCACAUGAGAGAUGGGACUGAUUAUUGAUAGCACGCUGAUAAACAAAAAAUUGUGCACUGUGAAAUCCCUUUCAUAUUACGAAAUUGAUUUUCAAUCAUUGUAUAAUCAUAACUCAUUGUUAUUUUGCAAAAACUGUAAUUUCUACAUGUCCAGCCAAUCAUGCGUUCGCUGAAAUUCCAAGCUCGUCUACUCUUCCAUCGUAUCGGGAUAUCCCUUCUUAAAAGAAAUGCUUCAAGCCUAAACAGCUCUCAUUCAAAAUACUGGGAGCUAAUAGAAAAUUAUACGGUUAUAUCUCAGAAACACUUGACUCCAGAAAUUAAGCUGAAAUUAAUCACACAAGAAUGUCAAGCGUGGAAUCAACCAGUGGAACAGAAUUCACCACAUCCCUUAGGUGAACCAUUUUGGGCAUUCUACUGGCCUGGAGGUCAAGCACUUUCAAGAUACAUUUUAGAUAACCCCUUGAUUGCAAAAAGGAAACGAGUACUGGAUUUUGGGUGUGGAAGUGGAGCACUUUCUAUUGCUGCUUUAAAAUCUGGAGCCAAAUUUUCUGUUGCAAAUGAUAUAGAUACCAUGGCUAUCGCGGCUUCGCAGUUGAAUGCGCAAAUAAACGCGGUGGAGCUGAACGUUUGCGAAGAUAAUCUAAUUGGCAGUGAUUGUGCGGAUUUCGAUUUAAUUCUCGUAGGCGAUAUGCUGUACGAUUCAGCCCUCUCGGAUGUUAUAGCAGCUUGGUUAAUGAAGCUUCGGCUAGCCGGAAAGGUGAUCCUCGUCGGCGAUCCAGGUCGAGGACCUGUUGGUAAUUCAACACUUUUUGCCAACUCCUUAUGUCAUCUUGCUAAAUACGAACUUGAUUCAUUCACUAAAAAAGACAACUACGGCUUUCUUCAAUCGCAUGUAUUUACUCUUCUUUAAUUGACGAAUCUAAGCGUGCACGACAGUGUAGUAAGUUGAGAAAAGUUCUGUAUCAAUUCCUAUGUCUUUGACAGCAACAAGAGCUACUACGCGUAGGAAUUUCGUUUGAUUUCCCUCUGAAGAGCUGUAAUAAAUAUUUGGGAGGUAACAUCUCAAUUCAAUAGGAAACCUGUCUAUUGGAAGAUCGCAUUCUUGGUAGGCGACAUUGCAUGGAUACUCUAAUUUUAAUGAUUUUUUUUUGUAUUAAUUAGAAAUCCUCAUUUAUGACUAAGGGGUUUUAUUACCUGGUGUCUCAUUGUUAACGUAUUGACCACAAUUGAGAGGAUUAAUCAAGUCCCCUGUCAACCAGGUUAAAUCGGCAGGGAAGAAUGGCCAACGCAAAUCACGGUAGACACAAGACCUGUUCAUUACAGAAGUAUUUAAUUACUAAAAAGCAAUAACAGAUGGAUUCCCCUAUAUUAUUUUAAUUUCUUACUUGAAAAUUUUGCGUGAAAUUCCUCUAUCUUUUCCGUCUAUGUGUAAGCCGUCAAUACAGCGGAAAAUGAAUGGAUUUACAAUCGACUGAAGUAGCAACGGUUCCAUAACUCGGUAUACAGUCCCUGUAGAUGAAAUAUGGAAGAUAAAGUCUAUGCAUCUUUAAAAAAAUUUCUGUAACUCAUCAAAAACCUGGAUACAAAGCUACAAUGGAACCUGCAGUUACCGUUCCUUUUGAUACGAAAACUCCAGUGCCAGCUUCAGGAAUAUUACUCUUUCUUAGCUGAAUGGUGUAGCCCAACACUCUUUCCAUGACCUACUUUAAAUGUACAGAAGUGGCCAUCUAAUGUUAA
This is a messenger RNA of Daphnia pulex (common water flea), 1883 nucleotides long. Its product is annotated as electron transfer flavoprotein beta subunit lysine methyltransferase-like. Gene Ontology annotation, biological process: peptidyl-lysine trimethylation. Lineage: Eukaryota; Metazoa; Arthropoda; Branchiopoda; Diplostraca; Daphniidae. Gene Ontology annotation, cellular component: mitochondrial matrix. Gene Ontology annotation, molecular function: protein-lysine N-methyltransferase activity. The transcript is spliced from 3 exons. The record is from RefSeq and is a predicted model, not a curated record. Bases 307 to 1056 code for a protein of 249 amino acids.